This is a messenger RNA of Babesia bigemina, 1794 nucleotides long. Its product is annotated as peptidase family M3 containing protein, putative. Gene Ontology annotation, molecular function: metalloendopeptidase activity. NCBI's taxonomy places the organism in Eukaryota, Apicomplexa, Aconoidasida, Piroplasmida, Babesiidae. Gene Ontology annotation, biological process: proteolysis; peptide metabolic process. Gene Ontology annotation, cellular component: mitochondrion. The transcript has 6 exons. The record is from RefSeq and is a predicted model, not a curated record. Bases 1 to 1794 code for a protein of 597 amino acids.
AUGAUGUUGCAGAUGUACGAUAUCAUGACGAAUGCUUACGCCAAAUAUGGCGCCCAUAUCAGCAAGGAAGAGUCGCUGGUGUUCAACCACAUGAUAGAGUCGAUGCGCCACCAGGGCGUAGGACUUCAGUCGUCUGCAAAGACCGAGUAUUUAGAGCUUCAGAGCGCCGAGUCGGCACUUUCCUACGAGCUGUCUGACAGCAGCACCUUGAAGCAUGCAGCGAUUCCGUCCAUACACGGUCGCCCACUUCCACGAAAUCCAGCUAUAUACUCGUACAUCCUUCGACACUCACCUGAGGAACAGGUGCGGCGCAUGAUUUGGGAGGCCCAGACUAAGUGCGACCCCGGCACGUUGAGCAAGCUGCUACGUCUGCACUCAAUUCGUAGCAGGAUAUCGCAAAUCCGAGGCUUCCGAAACUUCGCCCAGUGUGCGCAGAGGGAAUGCAUCCUCAAUGAACCCGAGGCUGUGGAAACAUUCUUACGCAAAUCUGCUUCGUCACUGAGGCAAAGGUUGUGCUCGGAACUGCAAGAGCUCUUAGAUCUUAAGAGGUCGCAAGGUUCGGCAGACGCGUCGUUGCAACCGUGGGAUUUGGAUUACCUCAUAGGGGCUGAACGGGAUAAACUUGGCAUACAGUUGAGAGUUAGCUCCGUGAUCACCUACUUCGAGCGACUACUCCAUGACCUCUUCGGCAUUUCAUUGGUGCGGGACACUUCGGAACCGCUGUGGCAUCCGCUGGUUGCAAAGUUCCUCUUGGUGAAAUAUGCGGGUGUCGGCACAGAUACUGCGUUUGAAGGAUCGGGUAGAAGUGAUACAAACGAGAACAUUGCGGCGAAGAACAACCAUUUCGGUGGGAAACAGGUGGAGGUGGCACAUCUCUACUUGGACCUAUUUGCCCGUGAUGGAAAGGCCAGCGUUUGCGCCCAGUUCACAGUUAGGUGCUCAAAACUGCUGGGCCACCGGAACGGCGAAAAAAAAGGUACAAGCCACUUUCCAAGUGCGGUUUCUGGCCUACGGAUGACUCAUGGUUAUCAAUAUGUGACUAAGGAAUGCACUGACGGAUCGAUUCGUCAGCUUCCUGCAACUGCCGUUGUUUGCAGUUUCCCUACCGAUCCUCAGCACGCCGAUAUAUCGAGCGCUCUAAAUGGCACGUAUAUCGACGCACACUCCGCACAAACUCUUUUCCACGAGUUGGGCCACACGGUGCAUGCACUGUGCAGCCGUACCGGCCUGCAGCACCUGUCAGGGAACAGGGGUGGCGUCGACUUCGCGGAAUUUUCAUCGCACCUAUUUGAGUUAUACUUUCUGGAUGGGAUACGCGACAUUUGCAAGAUUGAAGGCCUGGAUUCGGAGUCCGCGAAAAAGGCAGAGCUUUCAUUCAGCAAGUACAGUGCUAUAGAGACCGGUCGCAUGACGCUAUUGGCACUUCUCGACCUCAAGUUCUACACGUUUAAAGGUGAACUCACCGUCGCGGGAAUAGAUGACCUGUACAAGUCAGUCGAUAUAUUCGACGAGGAGUUCGGGUCUAGUAAGGUCUCACGGCUGCUGGGUCUGCCCGCCCUGAGCAACUUCGACCACCUGAUUCCUUACGGUGGCACGUACUUCUGUUAUUUGUAUUCGAGGGUGCUGGCUAUAAAGGUUUGGCGUUCGUUUGAGGGCUUCAGCCGAAGCCGAGCAACUGGAGACCGUCUCUACGCAUUCUUCGAGAAGGGAUCUACGGAUGCUUCCAUAGCUCCCUUGAACGAGUUGGCUGGUAGAGAUCUGGCAGCCAUGGAAGACGAGCUGUUCCUAGACUGA